Molecule: messenger RNA, 1225 nt
Organism: Acinonyx jubatus (cheetah)
Lineage: Eukaryota; Metazoa; Chordata; Mammalia; Carnivora; Felidae
Exons: 2
Coding region: 206-1054 (282 amino acids)
Source: RefSeq, a predicted model, not a curated record
GGGGCCCGGCCUCAGGACACCGGGCUGCAACCGCGGAACGCAGCCCGGGAAGGAGCGGGCGGGGCCCAGCCGGGCCGCAACCGCGGAACCCAGCUUGUCCCGGCCGCCGCCCUCCCGCUCCCGACGGGUCCCCGCCCGGCGCAGCGGCGCCCUCCGCCCGCCAAGGCGCUUGCGCAGGAAGAGCCCCGCGGAAGACGCGGGGCGCAUGCGGAAGAGGCUCCGCUCCCCGGCAGUCGAUCCGCGAUCCGGGGUUUGGGCGCCGCCGAGAGCUCUGUUUAUAAACACACCGCGCGGCCACCCGCGAGGGGCAACCCGAAAGGUAGUGGGGUCGGAGGUCAGAGGUCAGCAGGGGCGCCAGGGGCAGACCGAUCCCUUAGCCUUUGCCGGCUGCUGGCGGCGCGGCGUGGCCGGCCUGGCCGUCCGACCGCGGUCCGGGGCUGCCGGGUGCGCCACGUGGUGCGCACGUGGUCCGGUCCCGGCGCGGACCCUCCCUUCCCCCCACGCGCCGGCGGCCCGCAGCGCCCCCUGGUGGCGGCCCCGCGCGCCGCACCGCUCGUCGCGCCUGCGCACCAAGCGUCACGACGCGCCUUCCGGUCUGCGCGCGACCGGGCGUGGGUCGGUUGCGUCCUUGCGACAACCGCGCGUCCUCCCGCCCGCCCGGGGUCUCGGCGAGGGGAAGCUGGGGGCGGCCCGCCCAAGGUCACACGCGCGGCGCCGGGGCGGCCCCAAGACCCCGCGCCGUGCGGGGGCGGGGCCUGCGGCGUCCACGUGGCCCCGGUGGCGGAGCGCCCGGCCCCCGCCGCUGCCUGCCCAGCCCGAGUUUGCGCUCGUGCGCGGCGGCCCCGCGGACGCUCUCCGGGUGCCCCGUGCGCGCUUAAUGCGAGGGGGCCGCGCAAACGAGAGGCGACGCGCCUGGCCUCUCCCGUCACCUGGCUGGGCGCUCGCGGAGCCCCCAGGCUGUGCUGCUGUGAGAGCGGUCGCUUCCCCGCCCGCCUUUGAUUUUAUGCCCUGUUGCUUCAAAAAAGAUUUGAGGAGGCUCGCAGAGAGAGCGUGAGCGGAGGAGAAGGUCAGAGAGAGAGAGAGAGAGAAUCUCUCCACACCCAUGGAGCUGGACAUGGGGCUCUAUUCCGUCACCCUGGAAUCAUGACCCAAGCUGAAGUCAAGGAUCCCAUGCUCAACUGACUGAGCCAGGCAGGUGCCCCUCUCUUCCCUGAGUAAUUCUUUU